Achroia grisella is the source of this 4751-nucleotide messenger RNA. RefSeq names its product exportin-7-A (gene Ranbp16). Gene Ontology annotation, cellular component: cytoplasm; nuclear pore. Lineage: Eukaryota; Metazoa; Arthropoda; Insecta; Lepidoptera; Pyralidae. The record is from RefSeq and is a predicted model, not a curated record. Gene Ontology annotation, molecular function: nuclear export signal receptor activity; small GTPase binding. The transcript is spliced from 25 exons. Gene Ontology annotation, biological process: protein export from nucleus.
AUGGCUGAAGAACAGUUUAAUAAUUAACAGGAGGUGAUACAAAUAGAAGUGCUGUGUAAACAGCUGUACGAGUCACAGGAUCCAAAUAUCCGUGAUCAGGCAGAGAAGGCAGUUGUUGCUUUUCAGGAAUCUCCGGAUACGCUGAGCAAAUGUCAAGCAUUGCUGGAGCGAGCAGACUCCAGCUACUCGCAGUUACUGGCUGCAACCACACUCUCCAAGUUGAUCAGCAGAUCCACCACAAGUCUACAAGUGCAGCAGCGUCUGGACAUCAGAAAUUAUGUACUCAACUACCUCGCCACGCGGCCCAAACUGGCCAAUUUUGUCAUACAGUCGCUGGUGUCUGUGUUCGCGCGGAUCACAAAACUGGGCUGGUUCGAUGUCACCAAAGGGGAGUAUGUGUUCCACAGCGUCAUGAAUGACGUCACCAGCUUCCUGCAGGGUCCUGCGGAUAUGUGCACAGUGGGUGUGCAGCUGCUGUCCCAAUUAGUGGUGGAGAUGAACCAGGUGUCUGAAGCGGAUGCGAACAGGUCCCUGGCCAUGCAUAGAAAGAUUGCCUCCUCGUUUCGUGAUGGGCAGCUGUUCGAAAUCUUCCGGCUGGCCUGCUCUCUGCUGAGCGCGACUCGCGGCAAACAGCUGGAGGUGGAACUGGCAGACGAGAGGCAGCACGCGCUCCUGGCGGCUGUACUCCGACUGGCCCAUAACUGCUUGACUUUCGACUUCAUAGGCACCACCAGUGAUGAGUCAUCAGAUGAUCUAUGCACUGUACAGAUACCAACAUCGUGGCGACCGACCUUCCUAGAACCAGGGACCCUGGAGCUGUUCUUCUCACUGUACCACGCGCUGGGCGGAGGUCUGGCUAGCCUGGCGCUGGCCUGCCUCGUGCAGAUCGCGUCAGUUCGCCGCUCACUGUUCAGUAAUACUGAGCGGGCGAAGUUCCUCAAUCGGCUCGCAGCUGGCGUGCUCAGGAUAUUGGAAAAUACACAGGGCCUGUCCGAUCCAACGAAUUAUCACGAGUUCUGCCGGCUGCUGGCGCGUCUCAAGUCCAACUAUCAGCUCGGCGAACUGGUCAUGGUGGAAAACUACCCCAGGAUGAUCGAGCUCGUCGCCAAGUUCACAGUCCAGAGCUUGCAGAUGUGGCAGUUCGCGCCGAACUCCGUACACUAUCUGCUGUCGCUAUGGCAACGCAUGGUGGCAUCAGUUCCAUACGUGAAGGCCACGGAACCUCAUCUGUUGGAGACGUACGCGCCGGGUGUUACACAGGCGUAUAUCGGAUCCAGACUGGACUCCGUCUCCUGCGUAGUCAGCGAAGGUGUUGAAGAUCCCCUGGACGAGGUGGGCACCGUGCAGCAGCAGCUGGAACAGCUGUCAGUGAUCGGUCGGUGCGAGUACGGCAAGACCUGCCAGCUGCUGGUAGCGCACUUCGACCGGGCAGCGGCUGCGUACAGCGUCGAGCAGCAGCCCCACCAGAUCCUCGUGCUGCAAGGUCAACUGACGUGGCUGGUCUACAUCAUUGGAGCAGCGAUAGGUGGUCGGGCUUCAGCCAACACGAGCGACGACAACGACGCAAUGGACGGCGAGCUGGUCUGCAGGGUGCUGCAGCUGAUGAAUCUCACAGACUCCAGGCUCACCAGGGGUGGGUGUGAGAAACUGGAGCUGGCCAUGAUGUCGUUCUUCGAGCAGUUCCGCAGGAUAUACGUGGGCGAGCAGGUGCAGAAGAACAGCAAGGUGUACCGGCGGCUGAGUGAGGUGCUCGGCCUCAGCGAUGAGAGUCAGCUUCUCAGUGUCCUCAUGAGGAAAAUCAUCACAAAUUUGAAGUACUGGGGUGGCAGCGAACAGAUAAUAGCGAAGACCCUCGGGCUGCUGAGCGACCUGAGUGGAGGCUACUCGUGCGUGAGGAAGCUGGUCAAGCUGGAGGAGACGCAGUUCAUGCUCACACAUCACACGGCGGAACACUUCCCAUUCUUGGGCAUCAGCGGCGUUGGCACAUCGGAGAUGCGGUGCCGGACGAUGCUGUACACUGCGCUCGGGAGGUUGCUGAUGGUGGAACUUGGAGAGGACGAGGAGAGGUUCCAUGCGUUCAUGAUGCCCAUCACAGCGGCCUUCGAGAGCAUCAUCGGGCCGCUGGGUGGCGGGGACAGUGCAGUGUUCGCUUCGGAGGAAGCUCGCAAGACUCUGGUGGGGCUCGCCAGAGAUCUACGAGGGUUGGCGUUCGCCUUCAACACUAAAACUACCUACAUGAUGCUGUUCGACUGGAUCGAGUGCAGAUUGCACUCCAAACCAAAGGAAGGACUAAUGAAGCGGGUGAAAGCCAACUCUGACGAAUAUGUCACUUUGUACAUGAAGGUGCUUCUCCGAGGUAUAGAGGUGUGGUUCGCGGAACCGGCUCUGACCACUCCGGUCCUGAAGUUGACUGCUGAACUGGCUCAGAAUAGAAAUCAGCGGUUACACUUCGACAUCAGCUCGCCCAACGGGAUCCUGCUGUUCAGGGAACUGUCAAACAUCAUAUGCGCUUACGGUAGUCGUAUAUUAACAAUAGAUGUUGCAAAGAAACAAAUCUACGCAAUGAAAUUAAAAGGAAUAUCACUGUGUUUCUCAAUAUUGAAGGCAGCUCUGUGCGGGAACUAUGCUAACUUCGGCGUAUUUAGGUUAUAUGGCGACGAGGCUUUAGACAAUGCAUUGAAUAUGUUCGUUAAAUUGCUACUCAGUAUACCGCACAGUGAUUUACUUGAUUACCCAAAAUUGUCACAAACAUACUACGUACUGUUGGAGAGGCUCGCGCAGGACCAUAUGCCGUUCUUAGCGUCGCUGCAGCCCGACGCCACUCUGUAUAUACUGUCCUCAAUAUCCGAGGGGCUCACGGCUCUUGACACGAGCGUGUGUACAGGAUGCUGCGCCACCCUGGACCAUAUAGUCACAUAUCUAUUUAAGCAAUUAGUGAGAAAAACUAGUAACAAAGUGACGAAUCCUCGCCAACCUCCGCCACAGACCAGCAACAUGUUUAUAGAGGUGCUGCAGCGGCGGCCGGAGAUCAUGCAGCAACUGUUAGCCACGGUAUUGAACGUGAUAAUGUUUGAGGACUGCUGCAACCAGUGGUCGAUGUCGCGGCCGCUCCUCGGGCUCAUCCUCCUUAAUGAGGAGCAGUUUGCGAGGAUACGAGGCGAGAUGAUCGCGCAGCAGCCGCGCGACAAGCAGGCGCAGCUCGCGCAGUGGUUCAACGGACUCAUGGCCGGCAUCGAGCCCAACCUGCUCACCAAGAACAGGGACAGAUUCACACAGAACUUAUCAAUAUUCAGACGCGAUAUCACCGAUCUCAUUCGAGGCGCCUCCGUCAACAUGGGGGGCUCCGUGAACGACAUGAUGACGUCGUAACACCCCGGUCGUCGCACUGGAGACGUCCCCGAGUAUGACGAUGUGUUCGUGAUAUGAAAGCCGUUUUGUAGGUAUACUAGAAGUAAAGUUGUUACACCACUGUUGCAUCCGCUAUAGGCUCUAGACCGAUGCGUAGGCGUUCCCGAGUAUGAAGGCGCGUGACUCGAAUAUCGAAGAACGUUUAUUGUAAGUCAGUUUGAAUGUGGACGAUUGUCUCUGAAUGUCGAUAGUUGAUGUUUUUAAAUUAUAUGAAUAAUAUUUUAAGCGGAUUUACAUUUUCUGUUGUUUUAGAAAUUUAAGAAUAUUUCAGUUUUUUUUUUCUUUAUAUUUUGAAUUUGAUUAUGGAAUGCAUUUUACAAUAAUUUUAUACAGUUUACUGUAGUAGGUCGGUUGCUAACAAUUGAUUUUGAAAAAGAUUGGAAUCGAUAGUUGCAAACCCCAGUCGUAAGGUGAAAACUGAAACUUAUAAUCGCCACACCGAUUACAUUCUGUUUCAAAUGGAUGUUGUUAGAAAGGACUGAUGAAUUAUUAUUUAUAUACAAGCAAUAAGUAGUUUAGAAUUACCUAAAUAGCAUGAACGUUCUCGAGUAUGACGCAUUUGUAGAACAAAUUUAUAGCAAAAUUCGUCCAUGAGUAUGAUGCACUUUUAAAAUUAUUGUCAUCGAUAUGAUGCAUUUUUAGAACAAAAUUUAGAAAGAAUACCGUUCGCGUGUAUGACGAAUACGCUCUUGAUGAUGUUGUGUUAAGUUAGACUGUUUUUUUUUGUCUAUUUCGUUUUUUUCCUGUUGUUAAAUGAACUGUGUGAUGUCUCGGCGAAUGACAUUCCAUAUGUGGACGUGUAAAUUAAUGGAAUUUGUAUGAAGUUGUAUGGAAUUUGUAUGGAGUUGUAUGGAAAAUGUAUGAGAUGCACUCGAUGUGGUACAUACUAUUGUAAUAUGUAAAGUUGUGAAUCGUAGAAUCUUGUACCGAACAGUGCUUGUAUGGUUUACUGUAUGUAUGUAAACAUACACGGUAUUGUCUUAUGGGUGAUAAUGGAAUGGUGCACCCACCUGCGCUAACGGGAUACGCUGGCGGGGCACCAGUGUAGGAUGAUAAGGUGAGCACAAGCCCAAGCCAGUUGGUCCAUCGUGGUGAUUCACCAAGAAUUUAUCACGAUGGUUUCCAUGGGAACCGCGUGGAGGUCUACCUGACAUGGUACAUUGCUAGCAAUGGGGCUAUUAGAAUCAUAUCACUCAUGCGUGGCUAAUGGAAUGGCAACGCAUGAGUGGUGAGAUUGGGUAGUGGACAUGGAAAGUGUAAAAAAUGAAGAUCUCAUACCUGCUUCUUCCGUAGCAGUAUUACAUUGCUGGCAAAUGGGGUUAUUAAUCCACAUUACUGACAAU